This is a messenger RNA of Trypanosoma conorhini, 1128 nucleotides long. RefSeq lists its product as uncharacterized. The transcript has a single exon. The record is from RefSeq and is a predicted model, not a curated record. Lineage: Eukaryota; Euglenozoa; Kinetoplastea; Trypanosomatida; Trypanosomatidae. The coding region runs from base 1 to 1128 and encodes 375 amino acids.
AUGUACACGUUCAUGGGCGGCGACGCGGAGUACAGCGUGAACACGCAGCGGUGUACGCCAGGAAUGCUAACGGCGUCCUUGGGCUGCGUCUACCAGUGGAAUCAGGGCGCCUUCGCUGACCCGCUGGUCAGGGGCCGCGGUGCCUCGUUUUACAGGGGCUCACGGUUUAACGUCCCGGGCAACGGCCCGAUGAACGGGUACACGCCUCACUGGGCCGUUAUUAACCCUUAUUUCGGCCAGCCUUAUGUGCUAUCGCGUCUGCGUGUGAAGCAUCCAGCGGAAACGAUAACUUGGCACGACGCAGCAGAUAAUCCAAGGCUCACUCCUAUAAGGGCCAAACAACUCUUUGGCGUUGUCUGUGAGGUGCAGGAUGCGAUCACCACCACCACCACCACCACCACGAGGCCGCCAACCACCACUACCACCACCACGAGGCCGCCAACCACCACUACCACCACGACGAGGCCGCCAACCACCACUACCACCACGACGAGGCCGCCAACCACCACCACCACCACGACGAGGCCGCCAACCACCACCACGAAGAGGCCGCCAACCACCACUACCACCACCACAAGGCCGCCAGCCAACACAACUAAGUUGGCGCCGGAGGAGGUGGUGGUCCCGUGGGCGAAGAAGCACUGGUAUGUCCUUAUUCUUGCAGUCGUGCUGCCGCUUAUUGCGGCUCUUGCACUGAUAAUUAUCAUUUGCUGCUGUUGCUGCCGCGGUGUCGAUGAGUCCAAGUGGGUGACGCCCAUGGUCUUGCGGGAGGUGAGCGGCGAUGUGCGGUAUGCAGCCAACCAGAGGUGGGGAAGCGGGCUGGAUUCCUUUGAGGACCCAGUUUUCCCCAUGUGUCCUCCCCGUGAGCAGGGAAAUGGAGUCCUGCAGAAUUCUUGGAUGACACCCCCAGCACCCGCAGCGUACGCCUCACCGUCGUUCGGGCUGCCCAGUCGCUCCAGUCGCCGACGCACUUCAUCAGGUAUUUUUGCAGGUGUGGAGGUGCCAAGGGGCGACGAGAUCGCGGAAGGCUGGGACGAUGCCUCUCUUGGGAAUACGAGGGAAUUACGGCGCGAUAGGCCCUCCGGGUCUGUGGUAACUUGGGAGGAUACGGAGACAAUAGGGCCGUAA